This is a messenger RNA of Malassezia japonica, 627 nucleotides long. RefSeq lists its product as uncharacterized. Lineage: Eukaryota; Fungi; Basidiomycota; Malasseziomycetes; Malasseziales; Malasseziaceae. The record is from RefSeq and is a predicted model, not a curated record. The coding region runs from base 1 to 627 and encodes 208 amino acids. The transcript is spliced from 2 exons.
AUGGUGGGGGGGGACGAGGCGGCGGCGUUUCGCACGCACCUCGCUGCAUUUGCGUUUGAAGAGCUGAAAGAGGGAGGAGGAGAAGCAAAAGAGACGAAUAUCAAAAAAAAAAAGGUGCCGGGGGACCGCCUCAAGGAGCUGGUCGAUGCGCAUAUCGCGCAGGAGCUGCACGCGGAGCGCACGCAGUGGCUCGCCGCACAAGGCCGGCGCACGCUCAUGGAGCGCAUGCAGCCGAGUGCACAGCCAGCGCCCCGCUGGAAUAGACUCGCGAACGCGCUGCCACCCGGCGCGUGGCCGGUCCCACUCCGCACGGCAGCUGCCGGGCACGAAGCGGCGCGCGCCGCAAGCGACGUGCUGCUCCCCCGCCUGCAGACGCCGAGCCGUGCGCCUCGAGUUGCGCGACGCAUGCGACACGCACCGAUGUACGAUGCCGCGUACUUGUCGCACACCCGCGUGCUCCGUACGCUGCUUGCCACGCUCGAUGCGCCGCCGCCCCGGCGGCGCAGUGCCGUGGUGCCUGCUGUCCCGGAUGCGUACGUUGCGACGAGUGACGACGAAGAGGAUGCGUACGUCGCGACGAGCGAUGCCGACGAAGGCGGCGAGGUGCGCCUGCCGCGGCGCGCGUAA